AAAGAAACCAAAUCAGAACACACAAGGGUUAACAGAUUAUGAAUCAUUUACCGAGAAAGUUAAAUUUGGAUACCUCUCCCAUUUAAAACGUACAAUUCCCCCAGCGAGUCAGCAGUUUUAUCAAGACAGCGAGUUGUUUCACAUCUGGAUUCGUCUAGUUUUUUAGUUUUUCCCGUUUGCGACGCCAUUUACCCAUAGAAUUGGAAUAACCCAAGAAGAAUCCCAACUGAAAGCCGAGUUAAAAUGUACGGCAUUGAUAAUUACCCCAAAAAUUAUCAUGCCAGUGGCAUUGGCCUUGUCAAUUUGGCGGCCUUGGGCUACAGCAAGAACGAAAUCGAUGGAGGGAAUAGCGGCGGGCGGGAUGAGGGCCCCAAGCCGAAGGCGGGGCUCUAUCCAUCUCUCCCCUAUCCGUCAUCGGAGUCCGUGGGCGGCAUGCCAUAUGUGGUGAAGCAAACUACUCACGCACAGAAUGCCUCGUACUCCGGAGGACCCCCAACUGCGCCAUCGGCCCCGUACGCCAGUGCUGUGCCGUAUCCAAGUGCCGGAGGGUAUCCGAGUGCCGCGCCGUAUCCUGGAUCCGGUUUGUAUCCGACUCUGCCGUCAGCCAGUUCAUCUUUGCCAUACCCGGCUGCUCCUCUGGCCCCGUACCCUACCGGGGUACCCUAUCCCACUGGAAUGCCGCAGCCGAAUCUGCCGUACCCAGCUGCACCACUGGCACCCUAUCCGACUGCCAUGCCUGGGUUCCCCAGCAUGCCGAUGCCAUACUCACCGAUGCCCACUAGCCCUGCCCCCCAGCAGGGAGGAGGUUUUCCGCAGUUGCCCUAUCCGUCGGCACCACCACCGGCCAGUGCCCCGACUCAGGAGGAGGAACCAUCCGUGGGUGUCGCCGAGUUGAGUUUUACAAGCGUGAAGGUGCCCGAGAAUCAGAACAUGUUCUGGAUGGGACGCAAAGCUACCAGCAACCGUCAAACUAGCGUUCGUGGAGGCGAUUUCCAGACACUCCGUGAAUCCUGUGUCAGCAACGGAACCAUGUUCGAGGAUCCCGACUUCCCGGCUACCGAUUCUUCGCUAAUGUUCUCGCGGCGGCCAGAUCGCUACAUCGAAUGGCUGCGACCCGGAGACAUCGUAGACGAUCCGCAGUUCUUUGUGGAAGGUUACUCCAGGUUCGAUGUCCAGCAGGGAGAGCUGGGUGACUGUUGGUUGCUCGCCGCGGCUGCCAAUCUUACUCAGGACUCGAAGCUUUUCUUCCGAGUCAUCCCCCCAGAUCAGGACUUCCAGGAGAACUACGCGGGAAUCUUCCACUUCAAGUUCUGGCAGUAUGGCAAGUGGGUGGAGGUGGUCAUCGAUGAUCGGCUACCCACGGUCCACGGAGAGCUCAUCUAUAUGCAUUCGACGGAGAAGAACGAGUUCUGGAGUGCCUUGCUCGAAAAAGCCUACGCCAAGCUUCAUGGAUCUUACGAAGCUCUCAAGGGCGGUACCACUUGCGAGGCCAUGGAGGACUUCACCGGCGGUGUGACCGAGUGGUACGACAUUAAGGAGGCUCCUCCGAAUCUAUUCAGCAUUAUGAUGAAGGCUGCCGAGCGCGGCUCCAUGAUGGGCUGCUCCCUGGAGCCCGACCCACAUGUCUUGGAGGCUGAGACUCGGGAAGGUCUUAUUCGCGGACAUGCCUACUCCAUCACCAAGGUGUGCCUGAUGGACAUCUCGACUCCCAAUCGCCAGGGCAAGCUACCCAUGAUCCGAAUGCGUAAUCCCUGGGGCAAUGACGCCGAGUGGAGUGGUCCCUGGAGCGAUAGUUCGCCGGAGUGGCGUUUCAUCCCCGAGCAUACCAAGGAGGAGAUUGGCCUGAACUUUGACAGGGAUGGCGAGUUCUGGAUGUCCUUCCAAGAUUUCCUGAACCACUUCGAUCGUGUGGAGAUCUGCAAUCUGUCGCCGGACUCCCUGACCGAAGACCAGCAGCAUAAUUCGCGCCGCAAGUGGGAAAUGUCCAUGUUCGAGGGCGAAUGGUCCUCUGGCGUGACAGCUGGCGGUUGCCGCAACUUCCUGGAGACCUUCUGGCACAAUCCCCAGUACGUCAUUUCGCUCGAGGAUCCCGACGACGAGGACGACGACGGAAAGUGCACCGUGAUUGUGGCUUUGAUGCAGAAGAACCGCAGGAGCAAAAGGAAUGUGGGCAUCGAUUGCCUGACUAUUGGCUUUGCCAUUUACCAUUUGACGGAUAGGGACAUGCAGGUGAAGCCUCAGGGAUUGAACUUCUUCAAGUACAGGGCAUCCGUGGCCCGGUCGCCGCACUUCAUCAACACUCGAGAGGUGUGCGCCAGAUUUAAGCUGCCCCCGGGUAAUUAUUUGAUUGUGCCCUCGACCUUUGACCCGAACGAGGAGGGUGAGUUCAUCAUACGUGUCUUCUCGGAGACGAUGAACAACAUGGAGGAGAACGACGACGAGGUGGGCUUUGGCGAGACAGACGACCGUAUCGCCCCGUCCUUGCCGCCACCGACUCCGAAGGAGGAGGACGAUCCGCAGAGGAUAGCCUUGAAGCGGCUCUUCGACAGCGUGGCCGGCAGCGAUGAGGAGGUGGACUGGCAGGAGCUGAAGCGCAUCCUGGACCACUCUAUGCGCGACGUCAUGGUGGGCAAUGAGGGCUUCUCCAAGGACGCCGUGCGCUCCAUGGUGGCCAUGUUGGACAAGGAUCGAUCCGGGCGUCUAGGCUUCGAAGAGUUCGAGGCUCUGCUUACGGACAUCGCCAAGUGGCGGGCCGUGUUCAAGCUCUACGACACCCGUCGGACGGGCAGCAUCGAUGGCUUCCAUCUCCGGGGUGCUCUGAACUCGGCCGGCUAUCAUCUAAACAAUCGCCUGCUGAACGCCUUGGCUCACCGCUACGGAUCCCGGGAGGGACAGAUUCCAUUUGACGACUUCUUGAUGUGCGCCAUCAAGGUGAGAACAUUCAUCGAGAUGUUCCGGGAACGGGACACGGACAACUCGGACACAGCCUUCUUCAAUCUGGACGACUGGCUGGAGCGGACCAUCUAUUCUUAAGUCACAAGUCACCUUUCAAUUGAUACUAAUCUAAUCCUAAGUGCCACGUCUACUUAAUCCAAAUGUGCUAAGCAUGCCAGAUCGGAGGAGGAGGAGCACGGAGAGCCAUGACACUCACAGACCCGGAAAACCCAAAAUCAUAUGGCGAAAUUGGAGGGGCCUUGGCAUGGCGCGAUAAACGAACGAUAUAAACUGCA
Drosophila ananassae is the source of this 3230-nucleotide messenger RNA. Its product is annotated as calpain-B. Gene Ontology annotation, cellular component: cytoplasm. The transcript has 2 exons. The record is from RefSeq and is a predicted model, not a curated record. Gene Ontology annotation, molecular function: calcium ion binding; calcium-dependent cysteine-type endopeptidase activity. Gene Ontology annotation, biological process: proteolysis. The coding region runs from base 244 to 3033 and encodes 929 amino acids. Lineage: Eukaryota; Metazoa; Arthropoda; Insecta; Diptera; Drosophilidae.